Messenger RNA from Nymphaea colorata (pocket water lily), 904 nucleotides. RefSeq names its product probable NADH dehydrogenase [ubiquinone] 1 alpha subcomplex subunit 5, mitochondrial. The coding region runs from base 85 to 588 and encodes 167 amino acids. NCBI's taxonomy places the organism in Eukaryota, Viridiplantae, Streptophyta, Magnoliopsida, Nymphaeales, Nymphaeaceae. Gene Ontology annotation, biological process: respiratory electron transport chain. The transcript has 2 exons. The record is from RefSeq and is a predicted model, not a curated record.
AGUAAACAGCAGUGCCCGAACAUCACUCGCGCAGGGAGAGAGAGAGAGAGAGAGAGAGAGAGUGGGGAAGGAGAAGCAGCAGCCAUGUUUCUGGCGAGGAUGGCGCGGCCAUUGAUGGCGAAGGUGAAGGAGACGACAGGUAUCGUCGGUCUGGACGUGGUUCCGAACGCCAGGGAGGUGCUUAUCUCCCUCUACGGGAAGACGCUGAAGGAGAUCAAGGCCGUUCCAGAGGACGAGGGUUACAGGAAGGCCGUGGAGAGCUUCACCUCUCAUCGCCUGAAGGUGUGCCAGGAAGAGGAAGAUUGGGAGGCCAUCGAGCGCCGCAUCGGCUGCGGGCAGGUCGAGGAGCUCAUCGAGGAGGCCAAGGACGAGUUGACCCUCAUCUCAAAAAUGAUCGAAUGGAAUCCCUGGGGUGUUCCAGAUGAUUAUGAGUGCACAGUUGUUGAGAAUGAUCGACCUAUUCCUAGCCACGUACCACGUCAUAAACCUGUUCCACUUCCCGAAGAGUUUUAUAAGGCACUGGAAGCAGCAGCAUCUGUCAAUCAUGUGACACCAAAGAUUGAGAAAAAAGCUGAUCCAAGUGAAUAGGGUACACCGUGAGGUACUGAGAGGAAGUUUGAGCCAUCAAGUUGAGUGAUAAGGUACUCUGCCAGCAAUGAUUUUGUCUUCCCUCAAGAUCCUGGAUGCAUCCUUUCUUUGCUCUAAUCUAAUGUGGAGGAAUUCAUGCUUGAAUAAUAGCAUUCAGGCCUUGUGGUCAAGAACAAAGGAUAUGUCCAGUAUGGCUGAAUAUGUGGCUUCAUCCUAAUGGAUUUAUGAGAUCCCAUUUCCGUUGACACUUUUUAAUUAAACUCGUCCUCCUUUUCCUUUUCCUAAUUAAGGGCAAUCUUAAUUGGAAAUUCCUUGA